AUGGACGAAGAACUUCAUCAUUGGGAGACUCCUUCGUCCAUAGUGUGCGAAGCCUGGAAAUCUGAGAAAACGUGGAUUCUGAGUGCUGCGGGGACAUUCUCCAUCGUUAUGAUGAACAUGGAGAGGUUUAGCAGCACUAUUAAAGAAGGGCGAGGAAAAAGGCUUUCGAGCGAUGAAAGUAAGGAAUUUGAAAUGCGCCGAAAGCCAGGCAAUCGGAUACGUUGCGCCCUUCAACAACAUGAAUGGGAUUUGAAGAAGCACACUAGAGGCACUGUAAUUAAGUGUCUUGGUGUACUCAGCCAACACCACAUAAUGCUGGAAGUCUUAGAAACAUGA
This is a messenger RNA of Thelazia callipaeda (thelaziosis nematode), 336 nucleotides long. NCBI's taxonomy places the organism in Eukaryota, Metazoa, Nematoda, Chromadorea, Rhabditida, Thelaziidae. The record is from the annotation of a GenBank genome assembly.